AUGUCUGAUGGGAAAGCGUCAACAAGCUCCGAAGUCGACUUUGUCGUCGUUGGUUCUGGUCUUGGCGGCCUCAGUGCCGGUGCGCUACUGGCAAAGUACGGGUACGACGUCACUGUCUGCGAGUCCCACUAUCAUCCUGGAGGGUGUGCGCAUGGCUUCGAGAUCAAGGACAAGAACUCGGACGACAUCUUCAAGUUCGAUGCUGGGCCGUCCCUGUGGGCCGGCAUGUCUGAGCCUUCAACGAACCCGCUUCGGCAGGUGAUGGAUGCUGUUGGGGCACAGGUAGAGUGGAAGAAGUACGACGGGUGGGGAGUGUACUUCCCCGAUGGGUACUUCCGGUUCAACGUUGGGCCUUCCGAUCAGGCUGGAGGCUUCGAGGACGUGAUAAGAAAGUUUGGAGGGCCCGGUGGAAGCAUCCAGGAAUGGAAGAAACUACAAGAGAUUAUCAAACCUCUGAUCCUCGCUUGUACCACUUUCCCUCCGAUGGCCCUCCGAGCCGACCUUGGCGUGCUCAAGACGCUGUCCAAGUACCUUCCUACAUUCCUCUCCUUUGGACCAGCCGCGGCAACGAUCAACGGGCCCUUCUCGGCAGUGAUGAAACAGGCGGGGAUUAGGGAGGGGACCUUUCUUUGGCGAUGGCUGGACUACCUCUCCUUCGCUCUCAGUGGGCUCCUGGCGGACGGGACCAUCUGUGCUGCUGUCUCCUACACCCUGGGGGAUCUGCACAGGAAGGGAUCACUGCUGGACUAUCCUGUGGGAGGAAGCGGCGCAGUUUGUGAGGCCCUUGUCCAGGCGAUGGAGAGGAAUGGAGGAAAGCUCCUGCUCAAGACUCCCGUGCAGGAGAUCCUGAUCAAGGAUGGCCGAGCGGCGGGGGUGAUCACCAAGGGGGGGGACACCAUCCUCGCUCGCAAGGGCGUGAUCAGCAACGUGCCGGUCUGGUCGCUCCCCAAGCUGCUGCCCGACGAGUACUCGACCUUCUCCUUCGGGGGCCUGUGGCAGGAGAACCACAACACCAGGGGUCUCAAGGAGGAUUUGAAGAAGACGCCGCAGACAGAGAGCUUCAUGCACCUCCACCUAGGUACUCCCGACCUCGACAUCCACUACACGGUGAUCAACGAGUGGGAGAGCGGCAUCGACGCCCCCGGCAACAUGAUUGUUAUCUCCAUCCCCACCGUCCUUGAUCCUUCCCUCGCCCCUCCAGGCAAGCACGUCGUCCACGCCUACACCGCCGGCAACGAGCCCUACGACCUGUUCGAGGGGAUGGACCGGAACUCGGACAAAUACAAGCAGCUCAAGAAGGAGCGAGCGGAAGUCCUGUACAAGGCUGUCGAGAAGGUCAUCCCAGACCUCAGGGACAGGAUCCAGGUCGAGCUCGUCGGUUCUCCCCUCACGCACGAAAGGUAUCUCAGGAGGCCCCAGGGCACCUACGGCCCGGCAUGGCGAGCAGGCAAGAACUUGUUCCCCGGGCCCGGGCUUGCCAAGGUACCUGGCCUCCUCUGCUGCGGCGACAGCGUGUUCCCGGGGAUCGGAGUCCCUGCUGUGGCGGCGUCGGGGCUAACGGCAGCGAACAGCAUGGUGUCGGUAGGGGAGCACGUGGAGCUCUUCCUGAGGGGUGGGUGGUAA
Molecule: messenger RNA, 1623 nt
Organism: Guillardia theta CCMP2712
Lineage: Eukaryota; Cryptophyceae; Pyrenomonadales; Geminigeraceae
Exons: 4
Coding region: 1-1623 (540 amino acids)
Biological process (GO): carotenoid metabolic process
Molecular function (GO): oxidoreductase activity
Source: RefSeq, a predicted model, not a curated record